AUGGCUGAUUUCAUUGGCGGCAAAAGGAAGCUGAACUGGCGAAAAGAAGGGUGGAGGUCUUCGGAUGUCAAUGCAAAAGGCUCAUUUAUUAUAAUUUGCCUCUCACCAAUUCCAUUUCCUCUCUUUCUUUCCUUCUUUCAUUCUUUCUUUCUUUCUUUUAUGGUCGCUUCUAUUUUCUUUCUUUCUUUUAUGAUUUUUUUUUACUUCUUUCAUAUACAUUUUUUUUUCUUUCGUUAUCUUUUUUACUAUCUUCUUUCUUUUUUCUUUUCUUUAAUUUCUUUAUUCUUUCUUUUCGAUAUUAAAAUUUUUUACUUUCUUCUUUCUUUCUUUCCUUCUUUAAUAACCUUUCUUUCUUUCUUUUUCUUUCGUUAUCUUUUUACUUCCUUCUUUUUAUAUUUUAUUUUUUUCAUGAUAUUUUUGAAAAACUUUAGAGACUUUCUUUUAUUUUUAUUUUCAUUUCUUAUUUACUCAUUGAAAUAUUUCUCUCUCUUUUUCUUUUCUUCCUUUUCUUUUCCUUUUAUCAUCUUCUUGCUUUUUCUUUUUUCUUUUUCCUCUAUCUUUUCUUUCUCUCUAUUUUUUGUCAUUUCUCCCUCCUUUUUACUUUCUCUUUUUAUUUUCUCUCUUUUUCAUAUUAUCUUUUCUCACUUUCUUUUUCUUUGCUUUCCCUCUUUCUUUUAUUUGUCUUUCUGCUAUGACUCUGUUCCACCACCUUUUCUUAUAUUCCGUUUCUUCUUUCUACAUAUGUCUUACCUUUCAUCGUCUCUUCCUUACCGAUCACUCUUUGCCUUUUGGCAUCCUGACUCAUUGAUAUGCCAUAAAACAAAUCAAAAUACACCAAACCAAUCUAUCUAUCUAUCUAUCUAUCUAUCUAUCUAUCCUUUGAGUUUCAGUUCUUUCUUUUCUAUUUUCUUUGCUUUUUUUCUCUUUUUUUAUUUUCUCUCUCUUCCAUUAUUUACUUUUUCUUUUAACUUUCUUUUUUCUUUCUCUCUUAUUUCCUUUUUCUUCUUACGUAGAUCUCUUCCUUUAUGCGCCGGUGUCACUUCAGGACGUUGUUGA
Molecule: messenger RNA, 1056 nt
Organism: Acanthosepion pharaonis
Lineage: Eukaryota; Metazoa; Mollusca; Cephalopoda; Sepiida; Sepiidae
Source: the annotation of a GenBank genome assembly